AUGGGUAACCACAAGACCUUAAAGGUUUGCAUCUGUCUCUUUCUUAUACUCGCCUUGAUGGUUUCAUUCACAUAUCCAUCGCGAUUGCAAGAAAGUGGGACCCAACUCACAGCUGCUCCACUGGUAACGCUGCCAGCAAAGUACCAAAAACUCUACGCCAAGAACUCUACUCCAUUCUUCUUGAAUAAAGAGGGGCGUCAGAACAAGGAGGAGAAGGGUUUGAACAGGAAGAAAAUGAAGAGAAAGAAGAUCAAGAAUAUCAAUGCGAAGCCUUUCUUGGUUAUGCUUCCCAAGGGUUUUGUCCCUCCUUCAGGCUCAUCACCAUGCCAGAAUCUGUACCCGAAUUCAAUCACUUUCUUUUGUGCUCUUUCUACUGAAAAAGGGCCUUGA
This is a messenger RNA of Fraxinus pennsylvanica, 390 nucleotides long. NCBI's taxonomy places the organism in Eukaryota, Viridiplantae, Streptophyta, Magnoliopsida, Lamiales, Oleaceae. The record is from the annotation of a GenBank genome assembly.